CAGAAUACUCCAGACAAUGUCAAUUUCCAAUAUGGCUGCGCCCAUUAGGCAGUGUUUUUUGACUUUCUGUAGAGGUUCAACAAAUAAGAUUUUAAGGCAUUCAUUGCAAAAUAAACACAAUGAUUUCUGCCUCAGAAGACUUCUCAGUACUAGGGAACUGAAAAAGUUUUACAAGAACGCAACAGUAUCUCAGUACGAAGGAUGGUUUGAAAUCAACUUGGAUCAGAGAAAAUUACGCACACCAGGAGGGAAUCUUUUCCGAGUACCGAAUGAAGAGCUUGCUUUAGCUGUUGCCACAGAAUGGAAUGGACAAAAGAAAGUUGUACAGAGACAUAGCAUGCAUUUGACAUCGCUAUGCAACACAGCUCUAGACAACCCGAUGCAUAAAUCUCGUGAUGAUCUGAUCAGAGGUAUCAUUCACUUCUUGGAAACAGACACAGUCAGUUACAGAGUGACAGAACCUGAGGCAUUGUAUGCUUUACAGAAUAAAGAAUGGGAUCCAGUUAUACAAUGGGUAGAAAAUAGGUAUGAGAUAGAGGUACCAGUAGCCGAAAGUAUUAUGUCCAGUCCAGACCUUGCUCCUGACACAGUACACAAGUUGACACGACAUAUGCAGUCACAGAAUGACUGGGCUCUUUUCGGUUACAGUUAUGCUACAGAAGCAAUUAAGUCUUUAGUGUUAGUGCUUGCCCUGAUGGACAAAUGUAUAUCAGUAGAACGGUGUGUUGAAUUGUCCAGGCUGGAACAAGAUUUUCAGAUUGAGAAAUGGGGUAAUGUAGAAUGGUACCAUGAUAUCGAUAUUCUAGAACUGAGAGGCAGACUGGCAGCAUCGGCAUUGUUCGUCCACUGGUCAAAUGAAACUGCAUCUAAAAGAAGCCAUGCAAAAUUAACUUCUAAAUUGUUCUGAAUAAAUAUUUAUAUGUCC
Messenger RNA from Mercenaria mercenaria, 925 nucleotides. Its product is annotated as ATP synthase mitochondrial F1 complex assembly factor 2-like. NCBI's taxonomy places the organism in Eukaryota, Metazoa, Mollusca, Bivalvia, Venerida, Veneridae. The record is from RefSeq and is a predicted model, not a curated record. Gene Ontology annotation, biological process: mitochondrial proton-transporting ATP synthase complex assembly. The transcript is spliced from 8 exons. The coding region runs from base 17 to 907 and encodes 296 amino acids. Gene Ontology annotation, cellular component: mitochondrion.